Molecule: messenger RNA, 5612 nt
Organism: Monomorium pharaonis (pharaoh ant)
Lineage: Eukaryota; Metazoa; Arthropoda; Insecta; Hymenoptera; Formicidae
Gene: Lim3
Product: LIM/homeobox protein Lhx3
Exons: 8
Coding region: 3725-5239 (504 amino acids)
Biological process (GO): neuron differentiation; regulation of transcription by RNA polymerase II
Cellular component (GO): nucleus
Molecular function (GO): RNA polymerase II transcription regulatory region sequence-specific DNA binding; DNA-binding transcription factor activity, RNA polymerase II-specific
Source: RefSeq, a predicted model, not a curated record
AUUCCCCUAUUCGAGGUGGUGCUCGAGGUGGCGGCGGCGGCGGCGGCGGCGGCGGUGGUCUCGGUGGUGGCCGAGGACGAUGGGUAGGGUGGCAACCUCUCCUCCGAUAGCUGCGUACGCGAUUUCGGACGCUACGUCCGGUGGGCGACCACCUCCACCUUCCGCGUCCUUCGUGGCCCUCCGAGAGAGCCGGGCUUCCGCUGGCCGGUGUACUACGGCCGCGCUGAGCCCGAAGCCGGCACCAUAGUACCGCGGCACCUGCUAAUCAAAUCGCAUAUUCCACACGCAUAUACCGCGCCGCACGAUCCUCCGUGGCUCGUGCCCCUUCGUCCGAACUUUUGUGGUCCGCAGUGUGCUACAAGUUUUGCUUCGAGGGGUACGAAGAAAAAUCGGAUAGGAAUAUUAUUUAUCAGUGAAUUCCGCGGGACGACUCGCCAGAGACCCCGGGAUAUACCACCUUUGUACAUCAGCCGGACAAUGAGCUUGUUACACACCUCUCGCAGCCGUUUCUUUUGAUAUCGAUCAAGAAUACUUAUCAGUGAAAGGAAUGUAUCUUGAGAUUGGAUCGGCUUGAAGCCAUCGGUUCUUCGUGUGUUACCCGUGCAAGAGCCUCGAAAUCUAAAGACCGUCGGGGAUCAAUGUGGGUACGGAGCGGCGAAAGUGACUGAUUCGCGGGAGGAAACGCGAUCACCAAUAUUUUCCAAACCCUCGCCGCCGUUUUGGCGCAAGAUGCGAGGCCCGCGGACCGAGCGGGGACGAUCGGCAACGGUCAUCGAGGGGUGUCGUCGAACGCGCUCGUAGACCGGGGCCAUUCGGGGGGACGGGGUCCGCUUCACCGAUGAGAAGGAAAAAACGGGCAGGACAACGUGGCAGGUCGAAGAUCGCGAUCGGGAGGCCGCGGAAUUCGGCGUUUCUUACCGGCGGCGGCCGGCGAGGCUGACCGGCACAUUCGGGCCGAAUCGCCGAAUCAACCGGGGGAACCGGCGGCCGGGCUAGAUCGGCUUACGGUCCGUCGCGUUUUUCGGCCGAUCGGACGGUUUACGUCGGGCGCGAGAUUUACAUCGACACGCGCGCAAAAAACACUCGUCCCCGCUGGCGGAUCUUCGCCGCGCGGGCAACGAUACUCCCGGGUUCCGCGGGGGAGCCCUCGGAGUGGUUUCCAGUUUUGUCAGCCCACCGCGAGCAUGUUUGCCCGGCGUUGAAAAGAAAAUUUCGCUCCGCCCCGUGGAAUACCGAUCGGAGAUUUUGUUGGAUCGACGUCCACGAGGAGAGACCGAAGAAACGUCCGGAUAAGAAAGUGAGUGCAAUCGUGAAGAAUUUAAAGGAGAGUGAGAAGCGCGGGGAUUUAUAAAAGGAUCGAACGUAGAAGGCACACGUACGAAAUCUGAUGCCGACGGAGGAACAACGAGAGGAACCGAACGACUUCCCAGAGGCAGAUAGAAUAUCAACGUUUAGUACAAUCUGUAUUGAAAAGAUUUACUAUCUUUUUAUCAUCACGAUUAAUAGAAAAAUAAAUGAUUAAUUCUUUGGUCGCGUCCUAUUUUUAAACGUUCGUCGAAUUUGGAGAGCAUUGCCGUCGCUCUUUUGCAAAAGGAAGGAGGAGAUUUUACCUUGUUCGGUAUAUCGCUUCAAGAGCGUCGACGUCACUCAAGCGCGUGCUUUCGAAGAACGGGCAACGAAAUCGCAGUGGCGAUUCGGCGAGAUCGGCGCUCGUGUAUUCAAGGUUACGAGAUAAACCGGGGCUCUCGUGAGCGACCCGAUAAGCGGCCGGCGAUCCGUCGGCGAUUCAUCGGGGGCAUCGAGGAGUACGCGGCCGGCUUCAAGCCCGCACGGAAGGCGCGCGCGGUGGCGUCGACGGCGAUUUCCGGCUCAAUCGGAGGAGACUCGGCCGCGGCUCGUCGCAAGCCGGAAAUAACUCGGUGCGACAUAUAUCGAAGGAACGACGACGUCCAUCCGUCGCGCGGAAUGACGUAGAUUCAAUUCGGUGGAGGGAAGUGGUCACAAAUUUCGUGAUCUUUGAUCGGAAACGUCGUGUACGUCGCGGGAAGAGAGAAAUAUAGAACCAAAUACGCGAUCAGACACUUGGCUACCAGCGUCGACGUUGUACGCAGCAUAGUGCGUGGUAAUACGCGAUCAGCCAAUUAGAUGUAUUUCUCUUUGUCAGUUGUAGCCAGUACAAGUGACUUGACGGCCAAUCGGAAGAUGGAGGACGGUUGUGUCGUAUGAUUUACUCCGAGAAGGAGAAAAUCGUAACCAUGAAACCUCUGGGACUCCAGUUAGAUGACUCGUACUCCGAAUAUUUAACGUGUGAAGUUUAUGUGUGAGUGCGUCGAAGUGUUGAUGUGUGCUGAGAAGAAAUCGCGUCACGGCUAGAAAAAUCGUGUACACUUGUCGUGCCGUGAGCGCGGGAACGUUGACAAUAAGCGACUCGGUAGGUGGUAGUGUAGGUGGAAACUGUUUACAAACAGCCCAUUCAAGUCUCGUGCAACGGGCUCGUAAACGAGUCCCAAGCGCAAAAAGCGCGUAUCUUGCGCGGGAGAGGCGUUCUCCUUCGUCGCGGCCUCGUCGUUUACGAGCGGUCGUGCGAAUUUCGCGACGAAAUUGCUUCGCAUUCGGGGCACCUCGAGAUAAGACGUUGAAAUUCGCCUGAUAAUUAUUUGGUGCGGUUCCAGAAUUGGCAGGGGAUUUACAUCCAACAAAAGUAGAAGAUGUAGAAAUAAUCACGAGAAUGUCUGAGGGCUAGAUUCACUGUUCUCAGUGUACUGGUGUUGACGAUGGCAGAGGCAGAUGAGUAAGAAAAAGUAAAAGUGUGAAUCAGUGAGUUUUCGAGUCUUCUAGUUUCCCCGGGACACCAUCAGCCGUUCGGCAGAACUCUGAGGGAUUCUGUGCCUAACGUCAAAUUGUCGUAUUCGAGCUUUCUAGAUGGACGCAACUUGUUGUCAGCAACUGUCCUGUAUGAAGUAAGUCUUCCGUGUACAACGGAAGAGAUAGUUCAGCGAAGAUCGCUAAUCUGCAUCUUCGCAAGAUUGAACGAAGGUGGAAGGUACAAGUAGUAAAUCUCCAAAGAGGGACGCAUAACUUCUUAUCACAUUGUUUCGUACCGUGACACGGCGGUCGGAGCGUGUUUCCUUUGAUUCGGAGAGAUAGAAUAUAGAGAUUUAAUAUAAUUAUAUUUCUCCCUCGGUGGAAAAAGUGCCUUGAUGCACGAUACUGUCUACUUCUAUCAGCGAAAGUUUUUCCCCUUCAAGAAAUCCCGCAGCAACAAAUUGCUUUCAAACAAUCCGAAUAAUCCAAGAAACUACCCGACUACAUCACCAAGCUCUUUUUUCUUAAUCCAGAAGGCGAAUGUAUCUCGCAUGAAUCGUUUCAAGUAUCUCCAGCGUGCAACAAACUUAGUCCUGUCGACGUUCGCUGAUUCGUAGCCGAGAGCGUCAACUUGCGUCGUUAAUUAAACAGAAAUCGUCGAUAUUGCACAGAUCUCGACGAUCUUGCCGUCCACGGGAAGAAGGCGGAUCGUCGAUCUCGGAGUGACGAUCGGCGCGAGGGAGGCGACGAGCUCGCCGGGAAUUGCUCCUCGACGCGGCUGCACGAAUUCACUCUUAGACUGGAGCUGUACCUGCCGUACGCACCGCUGCCGGGAGGCGGCGGGAUCCUCCCGGCGGUGAGCGGCAGCGGUGCUUCGAGUGGCUGUCGUCCGGUGCUGCUGGGUGGCGUCGACCUGUCGAUGUCGGCGGCGGUGCAGCAGCCGGUCGCGACGCUACCGACGAACCUGACCAGCAGCGGCCCGAUAGCGGCCCACAAUUCCCUGCACCACACGUCCGGCGGCCUGGCCCUGCCGCUGGGCGCCGCGCCGGGCCCGCCGGUGAUGAUGCCGCGUCCGCCGCCGGGUGCCAUGCCGCCGCUGGGACCGGCACUACCGCCGACCCAUCAGGACGAGGAUCUAGCCGACGCGGCGCCCAACCAGGACGUCCUGCUGGCGCUCCUCGCGAGAAACAAGAACCUGGAAGAACGGAGAGUCAAAACACCAAGCCGUUUUACUAUCAAGGAAGAAUCCACGAUACCAAAAUGCGGUGGAUGUCAGGAAAUUAUUUUGGAUAAAUACGUUCUAAGGGUCCUGGAGAGGUGUUGGCAUGCAAGAUGUCUCACGUGUCGGGACUGCGGUGCUAGAUUGACCGAGAAAUGUUUUGCGAGAAAUGGCCAUGUGUUCUGCAAAGAUGACUUCUUCAAGUGUGGCAGGCGUUUCGGGACAAAAUGCGCGGGCUGCGGCCAGGGGUUGGCACCUUCGCAGGUGGUACGAAGAGCACAGGAGUUUGUCUAUCAUCUCACGUGUUUUUCGUGUGCCCUUUGCUCUCGGCAACUGGACACCGGCGAUGAAUUUUAUCUUAUGGAAGAUAGAAAACUUGUCUGCAAGCCCGAUUACGAACAGGCGAAAGCAAAAGAAAUGGCAGACGGAGGAAGUAUAGACGGUGAUCAACCUAAUAAAAGGCCGCGGACGACGAUCACGGCGAAGCAGCUCGAAACCCUCAAGCUGGCCUACAACACCAGUCCGAAACCAGCAAGGCACGUGCGAGAACAGCUGUCUCAGGACACAGGGCUCGACAUGCGCGUCGUUCAAGUCUGGUUUCAGAAUAGGAGAGCGAAAGAAAAGAGGCUGAAGAAAGAUGCUGGUAGAACGAGGUGGUCUCAAUAUUUUCGCAGUAUGAAAGGCGCCGGCGCAGGCGGUCACUCGCCUAGACACGAUAAGCUUCUUGACAAAGACGAGCUGAAGGUAGACUUGGACUCCACCUUUGGUCAUCACGACUUGAGUAACGACAGUUACGGAACAGUAGUGAACAUGGGCCUGGACGGUGAGGGCGCGAGUCCAGGCGGCGGUGGCAACGGAGCCGGGGGUGGACCGCCCCGCGGGUACCUGGGCGCGACGACACCGCCGUAUCUCUCAACGUCCAGAUCGCCGUCCUUACCACCCCAGUUCCCGUAUCCGCCGGACGCCGGGCUCUCGGUGUACACCACACUCGGGGGACCGGGCGGCAUGGUGCCAGGACCAGCGUCGGAUCUGAGUAACGAGUCGAGCGGAGGCGGCGGCGGUGGCGGCGGUGGCGGCGGCGGCGGCGGUGGUGGUGGCGGCGGCGGUGGCGGCGGUUACCCCGACUUUCCGCCGUCGCCGGACUCCUGGCUCGGAGAACCACCGCCCCCGCAUGCUCACCAUCAUUCUCAUUCCCAUUCCCAUUACGCCACAUAACCCGCCAAAACCGCGCGUCGCCAAAUACCGUAUGGAAUAACACCCUGGCGGAGCGGGACGUUCAUCUGAGAUCGUCAAUGCCGAUUUCACCGUCGUUAUCCUCGGGGGGGGGGGGGGGGCAGAGGCUGAAGGAGUCUUAUUCGACGUUUCUUCGAACGAGAUAAUAAAUUUCACAAAUUUUGUAAAGCGUUACAUCCGUUCGACGAAGCUCGAGCCUGAUUUUUUUGACUUGAUAAGGAAAAUCUAAAAGCGAAAACGAAUCUUUAUUUUUUUUAUUAAGAAUGUGUGAUAAUCUUUUAAUUUAUUUUUGGAGGGUAUUUCCAUAUAACUGUUUUGUAUAAAAUAAUUAUAUUGCAUAAUUUAUAUUAUUUUU